UGUGUGAUGAAGAGGGAAAAAGAGAAAGGAAAGGUAGGAAAAGGAACCGGCGGAGAGAAAAAAAAAAAGGGACUGACUGUGCGCACGUGCCUCCUGCUGAAAAUGGGAUAGCGCCGGUAGCUUUCCGCGGGCAACGAGAAUGAGGUUAUCGUCCUCCGCGGCCGUUACUAUCGCUGCAUCAGCGCAGGUCUAGUCGACUUGCCCGUGGCUGGCACCCCUCUUUCUUCCUCUCUUUCCGUUCUUCUUCCCGAGAUAAAAGUCAUCUUGCUGGGUCCGGGAGACACAAUGUCCCUGAAUCGUUGUUCGCGCCAGGCAUCGCGGUUGAUUCCCUUGUCUGGGGCCUCCGCCAGACCUUCAUCCGUCCUCACUGGCAGGUAUCGUCUCGACUGCUUCGGGGCCACCCUUCAACGGAGAAAUGCCUCCUCUUCAAGUCAUGAUACCCAGCAGAGUUUGCUCUCCGCACACCUCGAAGACUCCGACUCCGCGGUUUACAAUAUCUUGGAGAAGGAGAAGAAUCGCCAGCAGCACUUCAUCAAUCUUAUCCCUUCCGAGAACUUCACGUCGCAAGCUGUCUUGGAGGCGCUGGGCAGUGUAAUGCAAAACAAAUACUCCGAGGGAUAUCCCGGAGCGAGAUACUAUGGAGGUAACCAGUAUAUCGACGAGAUGGAGAGGCUAUGUCAACAGCGUGCUUUGGAGACGUUCCGGUUGGAUCCCGAGGAAUGGGGUGUGAACGUACAACCACUUUCUGGCUCACCGGCCAACCUGUAUGCAAUUUCCGCUAUCCUCGAUACUCACGACCGUCUGAUGGGACUCGACUUGCCCCAUGGUGGACACCUUUCACACGGUUAUCAGACGCCAACGAAGAAGAUCUCUUUCAUCUCGAAAUACUUUGAAACGCUACCUUACCGACUAAAUGAGUCCACAGGCCUCAUCGACUACGACGAGCUCCAGAAACUGGCACUUCUGUACCGACCUAAGCUCAUUAUUGCGGGAACGUCGGCAUACAGCAGGUUGAUCGAUUAUCCCAGGAUGCGUGCAAUUGCUGACUCGAUCAAUGCAUAUUUACUGAGCGAUAUGGCACAUAUCUCAGGAUUGGUGGCUGCCGAUGUCCUCCCAUCCCCAUUUCCGCAGUCUGACAUUGUCACAACCACUACUCACAAAUCCUUGCGUGGACCGCGUGGUGCUAUGAUUUUCUACCGCAAGGGUGUCCGCCGGGUGGACAAAAAGGGCAACAAGGAAAUGUACGGGCUGGAAAACGCUAUCAACGCAUCUGUCUUUCCGGGACACCAGGGUGGUCCUCACAACCACACCAUUACCGCACUGGCGGUUGCGCUCAAACAGGCCCAGAGCAAAAACUUCCGCGUGUAUCAGGAAACGGUCCUUGCCAACGCUAAAGCGCUGGCAACACGACUGGGCAACUCCACCAGCAACGGUGGCCUGGGAUACAACAUUGUUUCUGGUGGCACGGAUAACCAUCUAGUCCUGGUGGAUCUGAAGAACCGCGGGGUCGACGGAGCUCGUGUAGAGCGUGUGUUGGAGCUGUGUGGCGUCGCCAGCAAUAAGAACACCGUCCCAGGGGACAAGUCAGCAUUGAAACCCGGCGGUCUACGAUUAGGGACGCCAGCCAUGACAUCUCGUGGGUUCCAGCCAGAGGAUUUCGUGCGAGUAGCAGAGAUAGUUGACCGGGCGGUUAUCAUCACUCAGAAGCUGGACAAGAUGGCUCGAGAAAGCGCAGACGCCAAGGGAGUCAAGAACCCAGCCAGCGUUAAGGCCUUCCUGGAGUAUCUGGGCGAGGGAGAGGAAUUCCCUGACAUUGUGCUUUUACGGAAGGAAGUAGAGGAUUGGGUAGGAACAUUUAGCCUCCCAUGGGCGAAGUAUGAGUAGGUGGUAUCCAUUAUUUUGAGCUGAUUCGUGGACUGUUCCUGUUCCUGUGGGAAUUGCGUUAAAACUGUUCGGUCCACGGAGGCCUGAUAAGGUAUUGUGUUUAUCUGCAUGUACAUUUCCUCUGAUGACUAGGUUUGAUAGUUGAAUAUAUAGGCAUUGCCUAUUCAUGAGUGCCAUCUACUGGUUUAAAUCUGUUGCCGUAUUAUUGUUUCGGGUUCUCGCGUACUUAGUGAA
Messenger RNA from Monascus purpureus, 2118 nucleotides. Lineage: Eukaryota; Fungi; Ascomycota; Eurotiomycetes; Eurotiales; Aspergillaceae. The record is from the annotation of a GenBank genome assembly.